AUGCAAUACAAAAAGACUAUAACUGCCGCUGCUUUAGCCACCACUGCCAUGGCUGUCUAUGCUCCAUCUGAGCCUUGGACUACUUUAACUCCAUCCGCUACUUAUUCUGGUGGGUUAACUGAUUAUGCUUCAUCUUUCGGUAUCGCCGUUCAACCAAUUACAACUGGCAUCGCUUCUGCUGCUUCUUCCGUUGCUAAGAGAGCCGCUGCUGUCUCCCAAAUCGGUGACGGUCAAAUCCAAGCUACUACAAAGACUACCGCCGCUGCUGUUUCUCAAAUUGGUGACGGUCAAAUCCAAGCUACCACCAAGACUACCGCCGCUGCUGUUUCUCAAAUCGGUGACGGUCAAAUCCAAGCUACCACCAAGACCACUGCUGCCGCCGUUUCUCAAAUUGGUGACGGUCAAAUCCAAGCUACUACAAUGACUACUGCUUCCAAUGAAAAGACUACCACUUUAGUCGGUUCUAAAUCUACCUCUGCUUCAACUUCUUCUACUGCCAGUGGUGCUUUAUCUACAAACCCGGUCACUGCCGAAGCUUGUCUAAAUGACUCCACUUUAGCUAUGACCAUCAAAAAAGGUGAAUUAACUGACUCCAAGGGUAGAAUCGGUUCUAUUGUAGCCAACAGACAAUUCCAAUUCGACGGUCCACCACCACAGGCUGGCGCUAUCUACGCCGCCGGUUGGUCUAUCACUCCAGAAGGUAACUUGGCUUUAGGUGACUCCGAUGUCUUCUACCAAUGUCUAUCCGGUAACUUCUACAAUUUAUACGACGAAUCCAUCGGUGCUCAAUGUUCUCCGGUUCAUUUGGAAGCUAUUGACUUAGUCAGUUGUUAA
This is a messenger RNA of Tetrapisispora phaffii CBS 4417, 834 nucleotides long. RefSeq lists its product as uncharacterized. Gene Ontology annotation, cellular component: fungal-type cell wall. NCBI's taxonomy places the organism in Eukaryota, Fungi, Ascomycota, Saccharomycetes, Saccharomycetales, Saccharomycetaceae. The transcript has a single exon. The coding region runs from base 1 to 834 and encodes 277 amino acids. Gene Ontology annotation, biological process: fungal-type cell wall organization. The record is from RefSeq and is a predicted model, not a curated record. Gene Ontology annotation, molecular function: structural constituent of cell wall.